Micropterus dolomieu (smallmouth bass) is the source of this 2892-nucleotide messenger RNA. It is a transcript of the gene eml3, whose product is annotated as EMAP like 3. Gene Ontology annotation, cellular component: mitotic spindle. The transcript is spliced from 11 exons. Bases 58 to 1233 code for a protein of 391 amino acids. Gene Ontology annotation, biological process: microtubule cytoskeleton organization. The record is from RefSeq and is a predicted model, not a curated record. Gene Ontology annotation, molecular function: microtubule binding. Lineage: Eukaryota; Metazoa; Chordata; Actinopteri; Centrarchiformes; Centrarchidae.
UCAGGGCCCCGAGGCUCUGGAACAGCCUGCCCGAGGAAAUCAGAGACCUUCCAGAUCAUGCGACAGACCAGAGCCCAUGAAGGCAGCGUGUUCACCCUGUGCUCCCUGCAGGGCGGGGCUCUGCUCAGUGGCGGAGGGAAAGAUCGUAAGAUCAUCCGCUGGAGCGCUGAUCUGGCACCCGAGAGAGAGUGUGAGAUUCCAGAAAAAUAUGGGGCAGUCCGUACCAUUGCAGAUGUGGAUGGGGAGGAACUAUUAGUUGGUACAACCCGUAACGCCAUCCUCAGAGGCACCUUCUCAGACGGAUUUGUUGCCAUAGUACAGGGCCAUGUAGAUGAGAUGUGGGGGCUGGCUACACACCCCUCUCAGAACAUCUUCCUCACCUGUGGUCACGACAGGCAAGUGUGUUUGUGGAACGCAGAGGAACACAAGCUGGACUGGUGCAUCACCCUGGAGGAGUAUGGGUUGUGUGCUGGUUUCUGCCCUAAUGGUUCAGUGGUUUCAGUCGGCCUCAACACAGGAAGGUGGAUGGUCCUUGACCUGCUGACCAGAGAAGUGGUCUUGGAGUCCAUUGAUGGGAACGAGCAGCUGUCUGUCAUGAGAUACUCACCAGAUGGCAGCUUUUUAGCUGUUGGAUCCCAUGACAACUUCAUCUACAUCUACAGUGUGACAGAGAGAGGCCGGCGUUACACCCGCUUCGGGAAAUGUAAUGGUCACUCCAGCUUCAUAACUCACCUGGAUUGGUCCAAAGAUGGAAAGUACAUCAUGUCUAAUUCAGGCGACUAUGAGAUCCUUUACUGGGACAUAGCAGGAGGAUGUAAACUGUUGAGGAAUCGCUUUGAGAGUAAAGACAGAGAAUGGGCCUCCUAUACGUGUGUGCUGGGCUUCCACGUCAUUGGUGUGUGGAUGGAGGGCUCAGACGGCACAGACAUCAACGCCCUGUGUCGCUCUCACAGUGAGAGGGUGGUGGCCGUGGCUGAUGACUUCUGUAAAGUCCACCUCUUCCAGUACCCCUGUCCUAAACCUAAGGCACCAAGUCACAAGUACGAGGGCCAUGGCAGCCACGUCACCAACGUCUGCUUCACCCACAAUGACUCCCAUCUCCUCUCCAUGGGCGGGAAGGACACCUGCAUCCUUCAGUGGAGGGUGAUGGGAGGAGGGGUGGGUGACAGCAGGGAGAGACUGGCCUCGGCCUCGUCCACGUCCACCAGCUCUCCAGAACCUGCCACCAGCUAGGAAGGACACGUGUAAUUAACUGUGACAGAGGUUCAACUGUUUAAACACAGCCAGAGAGGCUGUUAGUCAUUGGACAGCAGCCACAGUUAUCGGUUCAGACGGACCUCUGCAGGGCCACUGCCGCAUCAGUUUCAUACAGAACGUGUGAGGAGUCCUCUCCAGGACAAAUGUCCAUAUGAAAUCUACACUUCCACACCUCCAUAAACAUGUACAUCCUUGUGAAACUGGACAGUGUGAUUUGUUCCUUCUGUUGGAUAUGUGGUGAGGAUCAUUAGAAGUGGUCAUGUGUGUUCGGUGACAUGAUUUGACUUCUAUGGUGACUAAGACUUUGGUCUCAGUAAACAUUCCCGUGUUUUAGUUCAUCUUUUUAAUCACACUUACCAAAGUGCUGCAUUGUGGCACACGCCAUCUGGCCUUUCAUAACCUUUUCUGCAUAUGUUUUAUAUUUUAGCAGUGUUUGGUUGACAUCAGUGAAUACUGAAGCUGUUUUCAUGCUUGCGUUAGACUGUGAGAAACCUGUUCCAGUGAAAUCAACUCUCAGCAUUUCUGACUAAUUAAUUUCUCUAACAGAAGAUAAGUACACUUGAAAUGUUAAUUACUUUAGUACAGUUUUAUAUAUUUAAGACAACAUUGGGAAUACUGUGAUGUUUUAUCUGUCAAGCUCCCAAUAAAAUACCUGAUGACUGGAAAGUGUAUUGUGUGAGAAGUGUCACUAGUGGGCAGUGCUGCUCCAGUAAUUGUGGGCAGUGUUGCAUAAAGGCAGGUUCCAAAACUACAUGUCCCAGACCUCAGCAUCCCAGAGUGAACAGUUCAGUUACAAACUGCUGAUAAAUGUCUUUUCUGUGGUUUCAACCCUCAGGAUCACAUACCCUCAACAGUGGUGGAAGAAGGACUCAGAUCCUUUACUAAACUAUAGUAGCAAUAUCACAAUGUGGUAACAAUGUAACUAAAGUCAGGAACUAAAAAUUUGGCUUGAAAAUAUUAAAGUUUCAUAAAUAAAAGUUUUGAAGAAUUAAAAGUUAGUGUACUGCUGUACACAAUGGCCACUCUGACAGUUUUAUACCAUAUAUUAUAACAAUUGGAUUAUUAUUACUAAUGCAUUAACAAAACCAUAAUUUUAACGUUUUUAACAAUAGGUCAGCUUGUUGUGCUCAGCUGGGUGAGAUGGGGCUAAAUGUACUUGUAGUUUAAUAAAAGAAGUGACAAAAAGCAAAACAAAAAAAGUAUUUCACUCUGAUAUAUCUUUGAGUUGAAGUUUAAAGUAGCAGAACAUGGAAAUACUCAAGUAAAUUACAAGAUAAAACCUCACAGCUCAUAGACAUGCUUCAUUUUAAGGGGUCACAAGCUAAAGAAGGUCUGCUUUAAGUAAUCACUCUUAUAGUGUUAGUGUAAUAACAGUAAUGUGAAACCCCUCUGCUUGCUCCACAUGCACCAUGCAACAGUAUUACUUAUAACCUAUUGCAUAAUAAUUUCCAUAAUGCUUUCAGGAUUUUUAUUUUGGGGCAUGUUUUCUUUGCUUCUGCUGUAUGUGUUUGGGUACAUUCCCAAUGUCCAGCUUUGUCUAUAUCUGGUGGUAACUUCCUUUACUCUGUGCAUUUGUGUAAUAUGUGGAAACUGCAUUUGUGAAUAAACCUUAGCUCCUCUUUUACCAAUUGUCUA